This is a messenger RNA of Babjeviella inositovora NRRL Y-12698, 2514 nucleotides long. RefSeq lists its product as uncharacterized. Bases 1 to 2514 code for a protein of 837 amino acids. The transcript has a single exon. Gene Ontology annotation, molecular function: sequence-specific DNA binding; DNA-binding transcription factor activity, RNA polymerase II-specific; zinc ion binding. Gene Ontology annotation, biological process: positive regulation of transcription by RNA polymerase II; DNA-templated transcription. NCBI's taxonomy places the organism in Eukaryota, Fungi, Ascomycota, Pichiomycetes, Serinales. The record is from RefSeq and is a predicted model, not a curated record. Gene Ontology annotation, cellular component: nucleus.
AUGUCCAAUCCCGAGAGCCCCGAAAUCUACGGUGAAAUCAUCAUGCCAGACGAAAACCCACUUAACGUGGGCGCGGAUGCGGGUAAAAAGCGGCGCGUAACACGCGCGUGUGACGAGUGCCGUAAACGAAAGGUCAAGUGCGACGGCCAGCAACCAUGCAUCCAUUGCUCUGUCUAUUCCUACGAAUGCAUCUACAGUACACCCAUCCGCACAAGCCGGAAGCGGAAGCGUGACCGCCCCAGCUCGCGCACCGAAUUGCUCGAGGCCCUCGUUCAGCGCUUGCUCCCGGGCGUGGACAUUUCCGAAGACAAGCUAGACUUGGCGUUACUCGCAAAGACAGUCCAGGGUGAACAUAUAGAUGUGAACCGAGUUGUCUCGCAAUAUAACAAAGAAGCGGAAGUCCCGAUCCAAAGCACGAACGAGGGACAUUUCGAAGUUUCAUCUGGCGCUCCGGAAGACUCCGUAUCGCCAGACUUUAAAGAUUCGGAGGAAAUCCGGAUUGUGCUUCCGCCAAAGCCCGUAGCGCUCCAGCUCAUUAGUAACACUUGGGAGACUGCGUGUGUAUUGUUUCGUUUCUACCACCGGCCUUCGUUUAUUAAGAACCUCGACUUGUUGUAUGAGAUGGAGCCCGCGGACUACACGGACGAGCAGCACAAGUUUUUGCCAUUGGUAUACGCGGUGUUGGCGUGCGGGUCGUUGUUUAAAAAGUCAUCACUGAAUGAUUACCAAAAAAAUAAGAGCGGCUCUCACUCUGGGUUUCCACCCCAAGUCAAUUCUACGGGUGAUUCAGUCGAGUCUGAUGAAGGCUACCGCUACUUCCUCGCAGCGCGCAAACUUGUCAACAUCACCGACGCGCGCGACAUCUUCUCCAUGCAAACAACGCUCAUGCUCAUCAUCUUCCUCCAGUGCUCCGCACGCCUCUCGACUUGUUACUCGUACAUCGGGAUCGCGCUUCGGCUGGCGCUCCGAGAGGGCCUCCACCGCAAGCUCUACCACCCCAACAUGAACCUCGUGGAGCUCGAAGUUCGUAAGCGCAUCUUCUACACCGUCUACAAGCUCGAUAUUUACAUCAACGCAAUGCUUGGUCUUCCCCGCUCCAUCUGUGAGGAUGACUUCGACCAGGAGUUGCCCAUCGAGUUGGACGACGAAAAUAUCACGGAGCGCGAGUAUCUUCCGCAGAUGCCAGCCGAUAAGCUCAGCUCAUCUGGAGUUGCCAAUUGCCACACCCGCUUGUUUCUCAUUCUAGAUCGUCUCAUCAAGAAGUUUUAUCCCGUGAGACCCAGUUCGAACAUGCCCAACCCCGUGAGUAACCAGGAAAAUGUGACCAUUUUAGAGAAUGAGCUUGCUGAGUGGAUAAAAAGCUUGCCAAGUGAGUUGCAGCCGGGAGGUACACCGUCGUUUAGGUACCUAAAGGCGAACCGCUAUCUCAAUCUUGCGUAUUUGCACGUCCAGAGCAUGCUCUACCGGCCAUUCAUCCACUACGUGGCACCAGAAUACUCGUACAACUCCAGCUUCAACAGUGUCACCGAGCAGCACUUGAUCGUGAACGCACGUAAGUGUGUUAAUGUGGCAAUCAAGAUCGUGGAGCUUGCAGAGUUGAUGGUUGCUGAGGAGUUGCUCAGCGGAGCGUACUGGUUUUCCAACUACUCCAUCUUCUUUUCCGUCGCGUGUUUAGUCUUCUACGUCCAUGCGUGUUCUCCCGACAGGUACCGUGAGAACCCGUUGGUAUACAGCAUCUUGCAGCCGCAGUGGGCCGAGAUUAUGAAGAUUACCGAGGUGGGGAAGAAUGUGUUGUUGACCUUGAAAGAUUCGAGCAAUGCGGCUCGUCGCACGUACGACAUUUUAAAUCAGUUAUUUGAGCAGUUGAAUAGGAGAACCGCAGAGAAAAAUAGCUUUAGCCACAUCUCUGAGCCAAAAGUGAAGAGAUCUACAGCUGGGGAAGCUUCCUCUGAGUCAAAGGAAAAGCUCAAGACACAGGAAGGUUAUGAGUCGAACGGUGCGACGAGAAAAAGUACAAGCCAAGAGAGUUUCCACCAAAUUCCAGUCGCAGAGCUGUCGCAGAUUCCAGAGUCAUCUUACCAGGUGCCAACGUCCCACGUUGUUCUGGAGUCUUCCAACCACCAGGCUUCUCAGCCUGAGCUUCUCAGCCAGAUCUCUGUCCAGCCAAAGUUGGUGGGUUCUUGCAACUACCAGAUUCCGGUCCAGCCACCAGCCCCAGCCCUUACUUCCGACAAAACCUACUAUCCAGAGGAGGCCAAGUGUGACGAUUACAUUCCCGGGAUCAUGGACAACUUGGAGAUGCAGCUUUUCGGCCGUUUCUUGCCGCCUUACAUGUUACCAUACAAGGAUGAAGGGCCAGGCCAGCUGGGUAGUCAGAUGCCAAGUGGCUUGGCCACCACGAGCAACAAUAUCAACAACGUCUGGCCGGACAGCCCGUCAGGCGAGGCCCUGAGCGAUCCAAACUUUACUGAUUUGGAUUUCGGCGAUUUGAUGAAAAGUUAUAAUUUUAGUUAA